UGAGUAGUUCCUCUCAAACCACUAGCAUCCCCUCAAAUUGCAGGCUGCACCCCACGGUCUCCCCAAGCUGCUCCUUGGUUUACUCUACCUGGUCAUUGAAGAAUGAAGGACACAUUGAUGCGAUGGAAGUUGCCCAUAAUCUGCUUCAUCUGGCAGCUAGCAAUGAUUAUCCUCUUCGGAGUCUUCAUUCGAUACGAUGAGGAAGCCAACGCUCAAUGGAAUGUCAUCAGAAGGAUUCGGAAUAUCACCAGCGCGUUGGAAAACGAUUUCUACUUCAGGUACCCCAGUUUCCAAGAUGUCCACGUGAUGGUGUUUGUGGGAUUCGGGUUCCUGAUGACCUUCCUGAAGAGAUACGGAUUUGGAAGUGUCGGAUUCAACUUCCUCAUUGCUUCAUUCAGCAUCCAAUGGGCUCUGCUGAUGCAGGGCUGGUUUCACUCCUUAGACUUUAGCGAUGGGAAAAUCAAAAUUGGUUUGGAAAGUCUGAUAAAUGCUGAUUUCUCUGCUGCCUCAGUGGCAAUCGCAUUUGGAGCUGUCAUUGGAAAAGUGAGUCCAGUCCAACUGCUGAUCAUGUCACUGUUUCAAGUAACUCUGUAUGCAGUGAACGAAUUUAUCAUCCUGACCGUUUUAGGGGCUAAAGAUGCUGGUGGUGCAAUGGUUAUCCAUGUUUUUGGUGCUUAUUUUGGACUGACAAUCACACGUAUCCUAUACAGGGCAAAUUUGGAUCAAACGAAGAAUGAGUCAGUUUACCACUCUGACCUCUUUGCCAUGAUUGGUACUCUCUACCUCUGGCUGUUCUGGCCCAGUUUCAACUCAGCAAUUUCAAACCAUGGGGAUGCCCAACAUCGUGCUGUCAUCAACACCUAUUGCUCACUGGCAUCCAGUGUCCUCAUUGCCAUCGCCAUUUCCAGCAUCUUUGAGAAGAAGGGCAAAAUUGAUAUGGUUCAUGUUCAGAAUGCGACCCUUGCAGGAGGAGUGGCUCUCGGCACAGCUGCUGAAAUGAUGCUUACUCCCUACGGCUCACUGAUUGUUGGAGCUCUGUCAGGAGCCGUGUCAACAUUAGGUUUCAUCUUCCUCUCGCCACUCCUGGAAAAAUACCUUAAGAUACAAGAUACUUGUGGUAUCCACAACCUGCAUGGUAUACCGGGCGUGAUAGGAGCCAUUGUGGGAGCAGUCACUGCUGCAGCCGCCACUGAAGGAGUGUAUGGCAGAGAAGGGUUAAUCGAGGCUUUUGGUUUUGAGGGGCGAUUUGCGGAUCGGACGCCGAGUGUCCAGGGAGGUUAUCAGGCUGCGGCUCUGUGUGUCACGCUCCUUCUGAGUGUGGGUGGGGGAGCUGUUGUAGGUUUCAUUCUGAAGUUGCCAUUCUGGGGUGAUCCAUCAGAUGAAAACUGCUUUGAAGAUGAGGUGUACUGGAAGGUGUCAGUGGAUGAAGAAGCUCCAUUGUACAAUGUUCGCGCUGAUAACAACGAACUUAAAAAGCCUAAUUCAAAAGAAGACACCCCACAAUAAGCCUGUUUUACUUCGUUUGUCAUGAAGACAUAUGGAGAGUGUUUGUCGGAGACUUCUCUGCUGUUUGUAACUGAGCUACAAGUAAAAACAGCACCAUCAAUGAACUGACUCAGAAUUGUGCAAUAUGUUUUCCCUUUCAACCCUAUACAAAAGCGUCUGGUGGUGGAAUCCUUUGAGAUCCUCUCGUGAUAACCUGGUGGGGAUCAGGAUCAUAACCAACUUUUCAUCUAGUCUUACCUGGAACAUCAGCCCACACACCUGAGGGCUGUGCUGAGUCUUAAAACGAUUCAGGUUUUAAGGACGGAUCCGCUCAGGUCAAGGGCACCAACGUAGACAUCGACUCUCACCAGCAACUCUCCUGCCUGCUUGUUUGGUUUGUAAUUUCCCAUUGGUCUUUCCCCCUCACCUUCCCUGAAGGUGAUCACUUUGCUGCAACUCAUUAGUCCCACAGGGUAUGACAGGAAUGCCUUUCACUAUGCACCUGAAAGACCCCACAGCCAUUAAAUUAUUCCUUUUUAAGAGGUACAUUCACUGUUGAAAUAUUAACCAUCCUACUUAACACCACAAUUAAGCCUCAUUUUACUGUCAGUCAAAUUCCAUACACACUCAGGUGAAGAGGUGUAAUGCCACCUAUUAUUGUUGAAGGUAUGAUGGUAGUCUCCUGACCUCAAAGGCCUAAGCUCAAGUACCCCCUGCUCCACUGUUGUGUAAUAAUAUCACUGAAUAAGUUGAUUAGAAAAUAUCUUGAGGGUGAUAAGACAUGGACAGGCUAAUUUGCACCUCCUUGGGAUACCUUGCCCAUUCUCCUUCAAGCCAGUCAUUUAACUCUUGUAUUCCAUUGGGUGUCAAUGGAUAAUGAUUCGGGGAAAGGACUCUUGUUGGAUUGUAGUCCUUCUCUACCCAGUUCAGACUACAAAAGCCUGUUGCACUUCGGCUGGUCUGAACAGGGUCAACUGACUCAGCACCAAGCAGGUCCACAAACCUGAGAAUUUUCUACUCAAUUUAACUGCGUUCCUCUCCAUCUACCCACUCACCAUUUGGCAACAAAAGACCAGAUUUCUCUUAUUAUUCAGUUCUUUGUGCUCCUGGGAAUGGUUCUCUAUGUGAAAGCUGCUACUGAGAGAUGCAAAUCAUUGUUAUUUGGUAACUGAGCUUGUCUAUGCCACAGCAAUCCUGCAUCUCUCGUGCCUGGAACUUCCUGAUUGGCAUUUGUGGAAAUUACACCAAACUUUAUGCCAGGAAUUGUGGCAGUCUUGCCAAUAGAAACCCAUAUCCUGAAUUUUCCACUGGGCUCUUUAUUAUCAGAUCCACCACAAAGCAAGAAGCAUCUAAGCAGUCCAGACUUACCUUCAAAUUAUAUUCAAAAUCUCCAGAUGUUGGAGAGUCACAUUUUAACCUUUGUGAGUAUUUCUCUGGCCGGGACAGCAAGGAAGAGGGAGGCACAGUGGCUGCUGCCAGAUGAGGGAGGCCUGAUGUGGAGGAGAAUUUCUGCUCCUGUUCUGCAUUUAUACCCUCAUCCCUCAGCCGUGAGUGUCCGAUCUGCAUAGAUCCCUGUUAGCAAGCAAAUCAAAGCAUUGAUUAAUGGCCAGGGGACUCCAAACAACACUGGACUGGUGGAGGGGCCUGGUGCGGUGCACUGGUGAUGUCCAUACCCCUAAGCCAGGUUCAAGUCCCACCUGAUCCAAGGUACAUAAUACCAUCUCUGAACAGCUGGGUUCCAAAAAUAUCCAUAGAAUUAGUGCAGGCAUGAUGGGCCAAAUGGUCUCCUACGCUGUAAUGUUCUGUGAUUAUGGACAUACUUUGAUGAAAGAAAUUGAUGUUAUGCAUCUACAUACUAACAUAUUUCAUUCUGUGCCCUAUUUCCUUUAAACAAAUGGAUAUAGCACAAAUAAAAUGGAUGUUCACCAUGCCAACCUUUAAUAAGUAGCAUCUGUUAAGAAACCGAACUGUGAAUCUUUUAAAAACACUGAGCAGUUUCAGUCUCUUUAUUUAAUGAAGGAUGUGAAUGCAUCGGAUGUGUUUCAGAGGGGGUAUACCAGACUGAUAUGCAGAAUGAGCAGCUUAUCUUAUAGGGGGAGACUGGACGGGGUAGGAACAAAUCACUGCAGAUGCCGGAAUCUGUAUUGAAAACAACAAAUGCUGGAGAUAACAGCGGGUCAGGCAGCAGCCAUGGAGAGAGCACACUAAUGUUUCAGAGUUCUGAUAAAGAGUCAUCUAGACUCAAAACACCAGCCAGCUCUCUCUCUCCAUGGAAGCUGCCAGACCUGCUGCUAUCCCCAGCAUUUGUUGUUUCCAGUCAAAAUUGGUCAGGGCUUGUUUUCAUUGGAAUUCAGCAGAAUGAGGGAUGAUUUGAUCGAAAUUUAUAAAAUCAUGAAUAGACUUAAUAUGAUGAUAUGGAAAAGAUGUUUUCUCUUGUGGGUGAAUCCAGAACCAAGAGGUGCUGGUUUAAAAUCAGGGGUCACCCAUUUUUAACUGAGAUAGUCAUUGAGCUGUACAGCACAGAAGCAGAUGCUUCAGUCCAACUCGUCUGUGCUGACCAGAUAUCCUAAAUAAAUCUAGUCCCAUUUGCCAGCUUUUGACCCAUGUCCCUCUAAAAUCUUCCUAUUCAUAUACCCAUCCAGAUGCUUUUUAAAUGUUGUAAUUGUACCAGCCUCCAUCACCUCCUCUGGCAGCUCACUCCAUAGAUGCACUACCCUCUGCAUGAAAACUUGCCCCUUAGGUGCCUUUCAAAUCUUUGCCCUCUCACCUUAAAUUUAUGCCCUCUAGUUUUGGACUCCCCCACCCCAGGGAAAGGACUUUUUCUUUUUAACCUAUCCCUGCCCGUUAUGAUUUUGUAAACCUGUAUACAGUGACCCCUCAGCCUCCAACACUCCAGGGAAAACAGCCCCAACCUAUUCAGCCUCUCCCUACAGCUCAGACCCUCCAACCCUGGCAACAUCUUUAUAAAUCUUUUCUGAACCCUUUCAGGUUUCACAACAUCCUUCCUUUAGGAGGUACACCAGAAUUGCACACAAUAUUCCAAAAGUGGCUUAAUCAAUGUUACAGAGACUUUUUCUCUCUCUGAGGUUUGUACAACUUUGGAACUCCAUGCCUCAAAAGGAGAUGGAGGUGUGUCACUAAAUAUCUCUUGAGGUGAAUGGAUCCUUGUUAGAUAAGGGAAUCAAGGGUUAUCAAGGAUAGAUGGGAACGUGGAAUGCUAAACACACACAAAUCAACCAUGGUCUUACUGAAUGGAGGAGACUGAAUGGCCUAUUCCUGCUCCUAAUCCAUAUGUUCAUACCCUCGGAGGAGCUAAAACCAGAAUCCUUAAUUGCUUACAACUUUCUUUAUCCUUAUAUUGCACAGUUAGGCUGAUUUUUAUUUGAGGUGUGCAACACUCAAAAUCUCUCCCAUGUAAUACAUCAAUCCAUCUCUUGUUUAUAGGAAACCUCAGAACAACCACAAACUGAGCACAAGGGGCUGACUGGUCUUGUCAUGUUCCUCUCAUCUCCAUUUCCACAAAUUAGAUAAUGAUGAUGAAAUAACUGAUUGUAGGAUCUCUGCAGAGGUGCUUAAGUUGACAAAAGAUAAGUGGCAAAGAAUUAAAGCCUGUGACCACUGUGCUUAAGAAAUUACACAUAUUCGCAGUUCAAUCAGGGGAGGCAGUUCAAGCAGUCAGGUUGAACAUUAAUUGAAAUCAGUUGAGGGUUCACUGGAGGGGAGUUUGAAGAAGUAUUUGAAUUGCUUGUGCUGAUUCUACUUGACAAUUAGAAUUACUUGUAUGAAAGGAAAUAAAGAUGGUGUAUCAAAAUGAGAAGCAUCAAUCAUUAUCAGAGUAAUGUUUCCUCAAAGUAAUGAAGGCUUUGAAACUAAGAAAUGCAGUGACUCUACCAGUUAGUUCAAUAAUAGGUGACUGCAUUAUGCCUCAAUUAUUGAGGUAAUUACACACUAGAGUAUUACUGCAGUAACUGUGGGAGGCUUACGCAUGUUGCUGUUUAGCCUGGUGUGUGAAGGAGCAGCAGAGGGCAAUGGAUGUGACACAAGUGGUCAAGGAAACUUGGCUUUUGUGAAGUUGCAGCAUAAAA
Hemiscyllium ocellatum (epaulette shark) is the source of this 5570-nucleotide messenger RNA. RefSeq names its product Rh family, C glycoprotein b (gene rhcgb). The transcript has 11 exons. Bases 103 to 1506 code for a protein of 467 amino acids. Gene Ontology annotation, molecular function: ammonium channel activity. Gene Ontology annotation, biological process: ammonium transmembrane transport; ammonium homeostasis. NCBI's taxonomy places the organism in Eukaryota, Metazoa, Chordata, Chondrichthyes, Orectolobiformes, Hemiscylliidae. The record is from RefSeq and is a predicted model, not a curated record. Gene Ontology annotation, cellular component: plasma membrane.